AUGGAAAAUCCUACGAGCCAACCGAAUCUCAGCCACGAUCCAGCCCUGUGUCCGGGCACCGUCCGCCUGGUUCAACAGCAGUGGGCGAAUAAUUACGGUGAACAAACGCGUGACGGAACUAUUAUUUUGAUGCCGCAGCCGGCGAAGACGGUCAACGAUCCGCUGAACUGGCCCCGAUGGCAGAAGGCCUGGCAUUACGCCAUCCACCUUGUCUGGAUCUUUUUGGCAAACGCAAGUAUCGCAUGGACGUCUCCAGCCUGGACUGUCUGGACAAUCGAUCUCAACACAAGCUACACAAUCCUUACUUAUGGGCAAGCUGCGCUCGUCGUCAUGUGUGGAAUCGGUGUGCUCUUCUUCCAACCAUGGGCGACAAAAUUCGGAAGACGUCUGCCGUAUAUAUUUGGCUCUGCUUUGAUCACUUGCGGGUUGUUGUGCGGUCGUUUCAUGACCGAUAGCCGACUUUACCUUGCUUAUCAGAUUAUUGCUGGUUUUGGUUCUGCUCCGGCCUACUCAACAAUCAUCAUGUCAUUGUUGGAUGUCUCUUUCUUGCACCAACGCGGCCGUGUCCUGGCACUUUUCGGGCUUGUUCUCGUCGCAGGAAACUUUCUUCCGCCCAUUGCUGCAGGGUAUAUCGUGGAUCAACAAGGAUGGGAGUGGUGUUUUAACUACCUGCUCAUUUUCUUUGUAAUAACAUCCACCACCCUUGCUUUCACGGGCGAAGAGUCCUUGUUCUCCAGGGAGACAUUCGAGGUCAGAGCUGAUUGCCAUGGCGACGUGAUACCGGCGCACAAAACCUGUGAGCAACUCUGUCCUGUGGGCUCUAAGUGCGAUGAAAAACAAGAUACUACUUUGGCUGUCUCUGUCAACCUCGAACGCACGUGCGCUCAUGUUGAGACGUUCGAUACCAACAGACUUCCCUACGGACAGAGAAUGACGCUAUACCGAAAGAACAAACUUACCAAAGCAGGUUAUUGGUUCUUGGCAUUCUCCAUUUUUCGUGUUUUCCUGCUACCGGCUGCCAUCUGGAUGAGUAUAAUGCUCAGUCUGGGUUCAUUUGUGGUGGGUGUGAUACUUACAACAUUGGCGUCUUUCUUUUCCCCGCCUCCCUACAAUUUCAGUGCGGCAACCAUGGGUCUGAUGUACCUUCCUCUCGUUAUUGGGGCCUUACUGGGAUCCGUGUGGGGUGGACCUUGCACUGACUGGCUGUUGUUGCGUCUUGCUCGGCGCAAUGAGGGUAUCUACGAGCCGGAACACCGCUUGUGGACUUAUUUGCCGAUUCCUGUCAUUGGGGCCGCGGGGAUUCUGCUUUAUGGAGUGGGCGCUGCUCAAGGUGUACACUGGGCUGUUCCUUGCUUGGGGCUUGUCUUCGUUGGUUUCUAUCUGGACGCAUCAACCCCAGUCGCUAUGGGGUUUGCCUUGGAUUGUUACCCAGAUCUAGAAGACCAAGUUGUCCAACUCUCCAACUUCUUGCGCAACGUGCUUGGUGGCGCGUUCACGUUUGGUCUCCAGCCGUGGAUCAAUUACAGUGGUGUUCAAACUACGAUCAUCAUUAUUGCAGCAGUCGUUUUCGCGCUGAAUGCCACGUGCGUGUGUUUUCUGCUCGGGGGCCGGCGUGUGCGAUUUUGGUCUGCCAAGAGGUAUUUGGCAGUACGGGAUCACGCUCUCUUCCAUGGCUAG
Messenger RNA from Aspergillus calidoustus, 1677 nucleotides. The record is from the annotation of a GenBank genome assembly. NCBI's taxonomy places the organism in Eukaryota, Fungi, Ascomycota, Eurotiomycetes, Eurotiales, Aspergillaceae.